AUGUCGCUGCGAUCAAGUAAACCAGUGAGGCAGGACUACAUUGCCAAGGUUAGGUAUACCAACAGUCUACCCCCUCCGCCGUCGAACCCCAAACUCAUCCAAUACAAUACCACCACCCCCAUCACGUCCAAAACAGAGGGCGAUCAGUUGUUAUCAUCGUUAUUUCGAAAGGAAAACUUUCGCAGCCUUCUAGAGAGAAUAGAUGACCAAUUGGGACUCGAUUUGAACUUGAUUGACAAUGUUGGAUUCUUGGACAAUGGUGAUCAAUCAAGUAUCGGGCAGUUGAAGGACAAGCCGGUUGCAUUGCAUCCAAAGGAUAGGGUGUUGUUGAGAGAUGCGGGGAUCGGUAAAAUAGAGAGGUCAGACCAGACGGUCUCUUUUUUGAGAAGAACAGAAUACAUAUCGGAGCAGUCGUUGCCAAAAUCAAGUGCAGUGAGCACCCACACAGAAGAGACCAAGGUUAACGAGAAACUAAAGAACAGCGAGGAACACAGCUUGGAUGCAGGGCACCAAUUGAAGGCAGUGGAAGAUAGUUUUGAUGCAGCCAACGCAACCCUCAAUAACUUGUCUAGCUUAAGGCACCCCAGAAAGAAAAACGCCAAAGCGGUUGCAGCUUGGCCGUUGUUGCCAGAUACAUCAAUGAUGGACAACGUGUUUAUGAACUUGAGGUUCUUGGGAAGUGCGUCGCUAAAGAGGGAGUUGGAUGUGACAAAAAGGCAACAGGGUGCCAAGUACAAUGAGCAAUUGCAAAAACAAAAACAGGAGUCGGCAAUUUUCAAGCCCAUUAAUUCACAAGACGGAGAGUGGAUCUCAUUGUUUGAGUUGGAUGAUGAAAAGCAGGUAUCGAAACUUCACCGAGAGCUACACUCGGCAUCUACAGAGAACCCGGCCACGCUAGAAACCACCGAUGAUACCCCGACGGACUACACAUUUGAGUUUGCGAAAAACUAUGAUAUGCAGUACCAAGGGUUUGCCAAUCCGCAUCAGGAGCUAGCAGUCAAGUUCGUACCAGAUGAGCAAGCGCCAAAGAGGAGGAAAGUAGCUCUCUUCUUACCAGUGACCGGGAAGAUCGAGUUAAGAAAGCAUAGAGCUUCCACCAACUCUGAAAUCAACAAAUUCAUCAAAGAGAGAACGUAUGACGGUAUCAAAUUCAGACUUAGAGAGCCAACAACUGAUGAGUUGAAAGAUAUGGACA
Molecule: messenger RNA, 1195 nt
Organism: Lodderomyces theae
Lineage: Eukaryota; Fungi; Ascomycota; Pichiomycetes; Serinales; Debaryomycetaceae
Exons: 1
Biological process (GO): transcription elongation by RNA polymerase II
Cellular component (GO): Cdc73/Paf1 complex
Molecular function (GO): chromatin binding; RNA polymerase II complex binding
Source: RefSeq, a predicted model, not a curated record